CUCGGCCACAUUGCAGUAGUGUUCCGCUCUCCAUACUAAAUAGGAAACUGGACGUGAUGUGGAAUUAGAGCCUACCCAGCCGAAGCCACCCAACACUUACUACAAAUAUAGCCGCGAUGCGUAGGCCACAAAAUGGCUCCACUCACUUUUCCCAAUGAAAAGCAAAUGGAUUUAGCAGUUUUAUCCCGAUGCGGGUGUCCUUCCUCUCUGUAAAGUCGACGAUGGACAGGCCUCCCGCCCCGCCGCCCCCCAGUGACCCCCGCGAUGCCCGCCCUCUCCGGCGGCACGACUCGGAAGCGGAGACCACGAGCGAGCCGGAGAGCAGCCGUGGAGGCAUGGAGGCGCCGGCCGACCCCCAGCUGCUGCUCAACGGGGCGUCCAAGGAGGCGGGUCGGCCCUCCCCCGCGCCCCCCGCCGCCCCCGUGCCCGUGCCCGUCAUCGAGCUGGUGCGCCGGGGGGGCUCUCUGGACAUAAAAACCCGGGAAGCAGCAGGGGAGGCGAUGCAGAGAGCUCCGGGCGCCGAGCCGUGCCGCGCAGCCGAGGCCGCCUGUGAGACCCGCAUGGUACAGCUGAGCCCCCCCGCUCUCCCAUUGCAGCCCCCCGGCAGGGCCAUGCUCUACAACCUGGGGCAGCCGCUUGCCACCAUCAACAGCGGCUUCUUCGGUGAACCGGACUCUUUCUCUAUGUACGGCAGCAAUCGGGUGAAGAGGAGACCGUCUCCCUACGAGAUGGAGAUCACCGACGGUCCUCAUACGAAAGUGGUCCGUCGCAUUUUUACCAACAGCCGGGAAAGGUGGAGACAGCAGAACGUCAACGGAGCCUUUGCAGAGCUUCGCAAGCUCAUCCCCACUCACCCCCCUGACAAAAAACUGAGCAAGAACGAGAUUUUGCGCCUGGCUAUGAAAUACAUCAACUUCCUUGCCAAGCUGCUCAAUGACCAGGAAGAAGAAGGAAACCAAAGGGGCAAAGCAAACAAAGACUCUGGGAUAGUCCAGGAAGACCUCCUGCAGGACAUGUUGUCACCUAACUCUAGCUGUGGAAGUUCUUUAGAUGGAGCAGCAAGUCCUGACAGCUUCACAGAAGAGCACGAAACGCUAGAUUCGAAGCACACGCGGAGCCUCCACCAUGCCAUUCUCCCCGUAGAAGGCAAUGCGCAGCGGUGAUGACCUUCCACGUCGCUCCCAAAGUGUUAAGUGGGGAGGCGAGACCUAGCGUGCAGAUGCUGGAACUUGUGCCUGUGGGAUUUGUGAUUCUGCCUUUCCUCAGGAGCUCGAGCUCCCUGUCCUCCCCAGUCUGGGAUGGAGCGGCUGGAGUGUUGGCCAAGGACAAGACCAAACCAGAUGGACAUUUGGUGUUUAGGUACGUGAUCGUACAAAGAAGAACAGCGUUGAAGUCAUCUUCAUUGUACAUACUGCUCAUGAUGUGAUUCUGGAGAGGGGAAGGACACGUGGCCAGCAUCUCUCCAGCAUUUAGAGGAUUUUCAAAUCGUUUGACAGCUGUCGCUUUUCAGUCGCCCAGUUGAGGCAUUGAACUCCUCUUUCACUGCCGACAGAGGCCGCCGACGCUUUCCAGCUCCGUGUGGCGCUGGAGACUGCUGAAACAUGCAGUGCUGCAGCAUUUCUCCAGCCUGUGGCAGGAGCUGAGGCCAUGUGUUCCUGUUGUCCCAGAGUUUUUGACUGUAUCUUUUUAAAGAGGUGAAAAAAUAACUUCAGCAAAAGAACUAUUAAAAGGAUUAAGACUCUUCCUUCUUCUCUCUUUUUCUUUUCUUCCUCUUCAUUUUUUUCUUCCCCUCUUUCUUUCUUUCUUUCCUUUCUACCUAACUUUGCAUCAUUUGGGGUUGUUGUAUUUAUGACAUUGGAUUACUUCUGUUCAACACUGUCAUGCAGUAUCCACUGAACAAAAAGGUACAUAGGUGUUUUCUGCUGCCCUCCCAGUCCCUGAUUCUUCUGCUGGUAACACUUCCUGGGUGAGCUCCAAGCCUGUUAUGGUCUCUUAGAUUUUUCCCAGCAGUGUCUGUAUGGCUGGAGCUUCUCUCAAGGAAGAUGAAUUUCAGAAUUGACAAGGGAAAAAAAAUACUUGCUAGUGAAGCAUCCCCUUGGACUGGAGGAUUUUUCAAUUCCAAAAGCAACAAAAAAGCAAAAGGAGUUGAUGAUGCAUCAACAGUGUGUGUGUGUGUGUGUACAUAGGGUUAUAAAAAAGUUUUAAUGAUAUGCUUUGAAUUUUUUUUGUUCUAUUGUGUGAAAAUGGUGGUGGUCCAGAUGUGUCAAUGCCCAUAGGCUGGACUACAGAGCUGGGUUUAAUCCAGAGUUAGGAAAGUCCUUGUCUGCCUGAGGCUGGUAGGAGCCCACAGCCUCUCCAAAUCUUCUGGGGAAGUACUAAAAGCAGUGGUGGGAUUACCCUCAUUCCUGAGUGCUCACAUUGGUGCAAAGUUUGAUAUCUACCACUGAGUCAAUCCUCUGAUCCCUGCUGCCCCCAGGGAGGGCAUUUGGGAAACAGGACUGGGGAGCAGAAGGCUUCUGCUGCAGUGGCUGGGAGCUGAUGACCACAUCACAACAUCAUCGCUACAUCAAGCCCAUCUUCACCCCAUCACCUGAUGCCUGAUGGAGCAGUUACCCCAACAUAGUUUCCCUCUGCAGAGAUGUCAAGGCACAGAAAUUUUUAGCAUUCUACAGUGAAAAAAAAUUAAUACCCACAAACAUCCUUUGGAAGGGAAAAAGUCCUUUGAACAGGGACAUUUCCACUGCUCUUGUUCAUUUUUGAGGGUGCUGAGGUACAAGGAAACAGCAUUUUGGCAUGUGGUCUGCAAGCCCCUCCUGGCUUAAUUCGGAGCCCUGUUAUUUUCAUUCCCACUUGCUUUUAGUGCCUCUUUGUAAAUAAUAAUUGGAAGGCUGGCACAGGGAUUGGCACAUUACAUGGAGUCAGUUACCUGGGAAGGGUUCCUGGCCCAAGUGAGGGUUUCCAUCAUAGAUCCCAAAUACUUCUAAAGCACCAGCUGUACCCAUCUUCAAUUGGAGGAAAGGAGAAAAAGUCCUUCCUGGGUCUGGAUCACCUCUUCUUGAGAGUUUUUGCUAAAAGGGGUUAUCCCCGGGGCUGGCCAGGGGAGAGGUGCCACCAGGUGACGGUGUGACACUGAGGAAGAGGUUUGGGCUGCUCCAAGUGCCAGGGGUAGGAGAGGUAGCGGUGAGGGCCGACAGAUAGGAGCCCUUUGGGAAAUGAGGAUGAUGCUGUCACACAGGUCAAGCUGUUUGUGGUUCUCAGCAUUUGAAAUAACCCCAGGCUGGGGUGGGUGAGGGUUCUGCAGCCUUUUUAUUAAACUCUUACAAGAAACUUACUGAUGCUCAGAAAUUCCUUACUGCCCACAUUAUCAUUACCCUAAAAAAUCCUUUUGGUAGCUGAACAGUUGGCAAAAUGGUACAACCUCGGCGGCACCCCCCUAGGACCCUCAUGCACAGGCAUGCCUACUCGUAGCCCUCAGCAGAGUGUGCUGUAGGUCUCCAGGGGUAUGUACAGGUGUACUUUAAUUGUGAUUCGAAUGGUACAUGUCCUCUGCCCACCUCUCCUCCUGCCCGCUUCAUCUCUCGCCGUGGGGACCGUUGCCUCCUGUUUCUGUUGGGAACAGCACUUUGGGGCAAUGUCAUACUGUGUGAGUGAACCCCUGCCUUACCAUUUUGGGGUUUUUCAGCCCCAGCCCUUUCUCUGCCACCCUUCUCUUGGAUUUCUGCAUUUUUUCUGCAGAAAUGAAGUAACCAGACCUGGUACCCUCAGUCUUGACCCGCUGUGGACGUGCUAUUUAGAAAACACAUUUGUUGUAAUGUGUGUGUAUAUAUAAAUAUAUAUAUAUAAUGAAUAUAUCAAGAAUAUUUCUAAAUAAAGUUUUACAAAGCAGCCUCCA
Molecule: messenger RNA, 3892 nt
Organism: Pogoniulus pusillus (Red-fronted tinkerbird)
Lineage: Eukaryota; Metazoa; Chordata; Aves; Piciformes; Lybiidae
Gene: TAL1
Product: TAL bHLH transcription factor 1, erythroid differentiation factor
Exons: 5
Coding region: 189-1163 (324 amino acids)
Biological process (GO): regulation of transcription by RNA polymerase II
Molecular function (GO): protein dimerization activity; DNA-binding transcription factor activity, RNA polymerase II-specific; RNA polymerase II cis-regulatory region sequence-specific DNA binding
Source: RefSeq, a predicted model, not a curated record